This is a messenger RNA of Peromyscus eremicus (cactus mouse), 273 nucleotides long. RefSeq names its product non-histone chromosomal protein HMG-14-like. Lineage: Eukaryota; Metazoa; Chordata; Mammalia; Rodentia; Cricetidae. The record is from RefSeq and is a predicted model, not a curated record. The annotation marks the transcript as partial. Gene Ontology annotation, biological process: chromatin organization. Gene Ontology annotation, molecular function: nucleosomal DNA binding. The transcript has a single exon. Gene Ontology annotation, cellular component: chromatin; nucleus.
AUGCCAAAGAGGAAGGUUAGCGAGGAUGGAGCUGCGAAGGCGGAGCCCAAGCGAUGCUCCUCAAGGUUGUUGGCCAAGCCCGCCCCUGUCAAGGCAGAGGAGAAGCCGAAGAAGGCCACGGCAAAGGAUAAAUCAUCAGACAAAAAAGUGCAAACAAAAGGGAAAAGGGGAGCAAAGGGCAAACAGGCUGAGGUGGCUGACCAGCAGACCACAGACGUGCCUGCAGAAAACGGAGAGGCUGAGAACCAGAGUCCAGCCUCUGAAGUAGAAGAG